Messenger RNA from Monodelphis domestica (gray short-tailed opossum), 799 nucleotides. It is a transcript of the gene PLAC8L1, whose product is annotated as PLAC8 like 1. NCBI's taxonomy places the organism in Eukaryota, Metazoa, Chordata, Mammalia, Didelphimorphia, Didelphidae. The record is from RefSeq and is a predicted model, not a curated record.
AUGUUCUUAAGAAGAACAAAGUUUAGAAUCAGCUAAUUUCCUAUCAGAGGCCUAAGUAAACCCUUCCCCCUCACUCUUCCUGCCCUCCUUUAUGAAUUGUUUUGGAAGUUUCAUUUCUUUUACUAUACGACGGACGCUUCUUUAACUGCCAUUUAGACACCACCGAUGCUUUCACUCCUACGAUCAAAAGAUCAAAGUCUAUGUAUUUCUGACCCAAGGCAAGGAGUAGGGAGCCAUAUACCAACACAACCUGUAAUGACUCAGCCUAGCUGGGGUGCUUGUGACAGGACCACCAUCACAACCAUUGUGCAGGCCCCAGGGGAUUGGAGUACCAGCCUCUUCAAUGUUUGCAGCGACAAAAAAAUUUGUUUCUGUGGUCUCUUUUGUACCAUAUGUCUUGAGUGUAACAUCGCAAGGCAUUAUGGGGAAUGUUUAUGUUGGCCAUUAUUGCCCAACUCUACCCUUGCAUUAAGAGUAGGCACCAGAGAGAGACAUAAAAUACAGGGCACUUUGUGUGAAGACUGGUUGGUUGUGUGUUGCUGCUGGCCCUUUUCUGUCUGCCAGAUGGCUCGGGAACUUAAGAUGAAGUCAACCCAAACGUAUGAAGUCUGUACAUCUCCUUCAAGUCAAGUUUUUGGGGCUCCUGGAACUACAGAGUUCAUUGUUUAAGUGAAAUGUGUUUUUCUCUCAAAAAUGCAGUAAACAACAAUUUAAUGAAUAGAAAAAAUUACCCCCAAUUCCUUUGUAAUUAUUAUACAAUGGCAAAGUAUUAAAAAAUAAAGCAUUUGUUCAUACCCUA